Drosophila obscura is the source of this 2221-nucleotide messenger RNA. Its product is annotated as protein panoramix. The transcript has a single exon. The record is from RefSeq and is a predicted model, not a curated record. Lineage: Eukaryota; Metazoa; Arthropoda; Insecta; Diptera; Drosophilidae. The coding region runs from base 81 to 2012 and encodes 643 amino acids.
GAGGGGGGUUAAGUGGGUUAAGUUCGGAAUAGACGAGACCUGCUGCGAUGAAAAAUUUUAUUUUUAGUAUUCUAUAAAAAAUGGAAGGACCUGAGCUUGAAGUUGAAAUAAAAAGUGAAGAUGGGAGUCAUCUGGACGACAACGCGAGCACGCCGCUACGACAACUCGGCGAGAACGACGAUACGCCGCUUCGCACUGAUGUGAUUGCUUCCCCAGACCACCGCGUCUUCGGGGCCGGUGGCAGUGGGCAUGGAUGGGAAAGCGACAACGACGAUGUCGAGGUCCCCUCCAUUCCACGUACUCCACGAAGUGACCUUACAAUGCCAAAUAGUCCAACCAAUGCUGCCAACGCAGAGCCGGAGGCUCCAGUUGUCAAGGCAGAACCAGAAAAUGCUGAAUCCCUGGACGAUAUAUUGCGGGACAUUCCAAAAUUGGAGGAAUACGAACUUGGAGGCACCGCCAGCAACCCAGCUAUGGAUGGUAUUCCAAGUGUUUUUUGCAAAAGGGAGGAAAUGAACGACAUGGACUUGGAACCGCCCCAAGCGCCAGCUCCGAAGGUGGAAGAGCCAGACUGUACUGAUAGCAUAGAAGAACUUGAAGCGACCCGCCUAGCGCGUCAGAAGGAGUUGCAAGAGUUGGACGACAUGCAAGAGCUGAAGGAUAAGCAUAAGAAGAGAAAGCGAAAGCACAAGCGCAAGAGGGGUAAAUCUGGAAGCAACAGUUCGAUCGAUGAAAAUCAAAAGGAAAAUAAGCGCACCUCACGGGAAAGUAGACGAACAAGCGAAGAGCAUCAAAGGGACAAUAGACGCCAGCACGAGGACAGUACAAGGGACAAUAGACGCCAUCGUGAAGACAAUCUAAUGGACAGUAGACGUCAACACGAGGACAAUCAAAGGGAGAAGCGCCCACGCGACAAUAAUCAAGGCGACAAUAGACGCGAUCAUGAGACUAAACAAAGCGACAAUAGACGCGAUCAUGAGGAUAAACAAAGAGACAGUAAACGCCACCGCGACGAUCAUUACAGGGAUAAUAAACGCCCCCGCGAGGAUUAUCAAAUGGACAAUAGACGCCCACGCGAGGAUAAUCACAGUGAAGUCAGAGGUAGUCGUGAUCCCACGAUAAGAGUAACGGCCUCUUAUGGCCUGCCGCGCGUUGCCACAAUCAAACCGGAGCCGAUGCCCGCUGUGGGUGCAGAUUUUGACGAGGAGUGGAUCUAUGUUCGAGACGACGAGAGGCAGAUCAAGGUUGUGAAUCACGAGAAGUUGUUCCAGCAGGAACAGAGCGAGGCCGUUCCUGUGGCGGCGAAGCCUGCACCAGAAAAGCUGACAAAACGGGAGAAGUGCAACUUGGCCGUGAAUCGGGCCAUGAAGGUGCUCGAGCUGUUUGAGCAGAAGAGAACAAACGCCCAGGAAGAAGAGUUCCUUAUGGUGAAUACCAUACACAAAGUGCCCAAAAGCAGCUCCUUCAUGAGUCAAGAAGUCUUCGAGAAUCCCUCGCCGAUAUGCAACAACUACAAUGUGGUUUAUGAGUUCAAUUCGGCGCCGGGAACCAGGAUUGAUUUGGCUAAAUGGGGGCUAGAAACGGUGCCCAAUAGUACCAGGGAUUUGCUCCGGCUGCUGUCUUACGAUGUGGAUCAUCUGAAGCAGGCUCGGCUUAAGACACAGCCCAGCCAGCGCAUACUCAAACUGAAGCAGGAACAGCUCUUCAAUGCACCAUCCGAACCGGAGGAAUCCGACUCUGCGGCCCUCUACAUAAAUUCCUCGACCCAAACGGACCUCAGACUUCACACGCAAAGCGUUGGCACUCAGGCCCAGCUGCAGGGCCAGCUAAGAGGGGCCUUCUGGCAAAAUCCCGACUUUGACAUGACCUUUUUGACGACGGCCCAAACGAAUGUGAUGUUUGCACUGCAAGAGCUCAUCCGCAACACGCCAACACCCGAAAUGGCCAACAGACUCUACAAGGCGCUGCAACCUGCUCUGGAUGUCCAUCGCGAUGUUUAUUCACGCAAAUGACAAAAUUGUGCAUUGAUUCUCAUUUCAUUCUUUGUAUAAUUCGUAAUUCGUACAUAGAGAAACCAAAAAAUAUAUAUAACAUUGAAGUACUGUUUGUUGUUCUGUAUGUAUUCCAUAUGCAGAUUCUCUCACUAUUUUCUCCUACUUUCCCAUCGAUUUACAAUUAAUAAAUACAAUACACAUAAAUAAACACACAAAUAUAACAAGAA